AUGGGUGUUCCAGCUCUCUUCCGCUGGCUAAGCCAGAAGUAUCCGAAGAUCGUCUCCGGAGUUAUUGAAGAACAACCGCGCGAAAUCGACGGGCAGCAGAUUCCUGUCGACAUCAGAGGACCAAAUCCCAAUGGAGAAGAGUUCGAUAACCUAUACCUUGACAUGAAUGGCAUUGUUCAUCCAUGUUCGCAUCCGGAAGAUGGACCUGCCCCCAAAGACGAAGAAGAAAUGAUGUUAGCCAUUUUCAAAUACACGGAUCGAGUUGUCAAUAUGGUUCGUCCGAGGAAGUUGUUGAUGAUUGCUAUUGAUGGUGUUGCUCCGCGCGCCAAGAUGAAUCAGCAGCGCUCUCGACGCUUCCGUUCUGCGCAAGAGGCCCAGGAAAAAGCACAAGACAAAGCUGAGCUCGCCAAGAUGUUAAAGUCGCAAGGCGGCCGCAUCGAAGAGGAAGAGAUCAAGAAGGCUUUCGACAGCAACGAAAUCACACCCGGUACCCCUUUUAUGGAUACCUUAGCUGCUAGCUUGAGAUAUUGGAUUGCCUACAAACUCAACAGCGACCCCGCAUGGGCAAAGGUGAAAGUUAUCAUUUCCGACUCAACCGUCCCAGGAGAAGGUGAACAUAAGAUUAUGGAAUUCAUUCGAUCUCAAAGAUCCUCCCCAGAACACAAUCCCAACACAAGACACGUCAUCUAUGGCUUAGAUGCCGACUUGAUCAUGUUGGGUUUAGCAACUCAUGAGCCUCAUUUCCGCGUUCUUCGAGAAGAUGUCUUCGCGCAAGACUCAAAACCUCGCACCUGCCGCAUGUGUGGCCAGGCUGGUCACGAAGCCAGAGAGUGUACUGGUCAAGCCAAGGUAAAGGAUGGAGAGCAUGAUGAGAAGGAUAGCGCUCCUCCGCUCAAACCCUUCAUCUGGCUCCACGUCUCUGUUCUUCGAGAAUAUUUGGCAGCCGAAAUGUAUGUCCCAGACCAACCUUUCAGAUUUGACCUAGAAAGAGCUCUAGAUGAUUGGGUUUUCAUGUGUUUCUUUGUUGGAAAUGAUUUCUUGCCUCAUCUCCCUAGUCUUGAGAUUCGAGAAAAUGGAAUUGACACACUGAUUGCAAUUUGGCGUGACAAUAUUCCACAUAUGGGUGGGUAUCUUACCAAAGACGGUCAUGUCGAUCUUGAAAGAGCUCAAUUCAUUCUUGCGGGAUUGGGCAAACAAGAAGAUGCCAUAUUUCGCAGAAGAAAAGAGACGGAAGAUAGGAGAGCGGCUGGCCAAAAGCGACACUCGCCAUCUAACAGUGGACAGAACGGGCGGCCUUUUAAGGAUCAAGCUCCUGUUGGUCUUCCACUGUUUGCUCCGGGUCAUGGUGAGGUAGCCAAAGAUGCAAAGGCCAUGACUCACGAUAUGGUUGUUAAUCGAGGAGCAAUUUACAAGGCAAAUCUAGCCAACAAGAGCGCUGCGGCAGCUUUGAAAGGCCAAAUUAGUGGUUCAUCAAACGAAGGCGAUGUUGCGGAUUCGUCUAAUGGAGGUUUAGAGGAGUCGCCAGGAUCAGCUUUGGGAAAGCGAAAGGCCGAUUUGCUAGAGGACGAUGAUAGCAGUACACCGGGCCGAAAUACACCACAACCUGAGACGCCUCAGACACCUAGUGAUGAACCUCCUCCUGAUUCCGUCCGCUUAUGGGAUGAGGGGUAUGCUGACCGAUACUACGAGCAAAAGUUUGGUGUUGAGCCAAGCGACUUCGAGUUUCGACAUAAAGUCGCUAGAUCGUAUGUGGAAGGACUCGCAUGGGUCUUACUUUACUACUUUCAGGGCUGCCCUUCCUGGGACUGGUAUUACCCUUAUCAUUAUGCGCCAUUCGCUGCAGACUUUGUCGACAUCAAAGACAUGAAAAUCAACUUUGAAAAAGGCAACAUAUUCAGACCAUUCGAACAACUCAUGAGUGUUCUGCCUGCGGCUUCGAGACAGGCUAUCCCAGAGCUGUUCCAUGACCUAAUGACUGAACCUGAGAGUGAAAUCAUUGACUUCUAUCCUGAAGAUUUUGUGGUUGAUCUUAACGGUAAGAAGUUCGCUUGGCAAGGUGUUGCUCUGUUGCCAUUCAUUGACUCGAACCGACUAUUGAACGCCAUGGCAAAAAAGUAUCCGUUGAUGCCUGCGGAAAUGGCAGCACGAAAUACUGUCGGCAAAGAUGCACUCCUUUUUGCGGAAGCUCACGAAGCACUCUACGCCGAUAUCGCCGAUAACUUUUAUUCCAAGAAGCAGGAAGCCUCAGAAUUCAAAUUGAACCCAAAAGUCACUGAGGGUCUAACAGGAAAGGUCGAAAAGAACGAGUCUUAUCUUCCCCACGGCUCAUUGGUAUUUCAAUUGAACACCGACGCGAUGCCAAGUCUGGACGCUGAUCGAUCUAUCAGUGUUCAUUAUGAGAUGCCAAAGUCCAAGUUCCUCCAUAAGUCAAUGCUGUUACGUGGAGUGGAAUUCCCCCCUGCUGCGUUGAAUCAAGGCGACAUUGAACAGACUAAAGGGCGUGCGGCUAGAUCAGGUCGUAACCACGGUGGUGCCCCCCUUAAUGGAAAUGGGCGGGGCCGCAAUUCCUUCAAUUUUGCUGCUCCCAAUCAUCAACAGUCACACGACUCUCGAAACAGCUACAAUGGCAACAACAAUUACCAGCCUCCACCGCCACCUGGCACUGGAUGGCAACCUCCUCCUCCAGGGGUAGCUGCUAGGUUUGGGGGACCUCCACCACCACCUCCCGGAAACUAUGGAUCGUAUGGUCAGCCUUAUGGAUAUGGUGGCCGUGGUGGACGAGGAGCUGACCAUGGACCGCCCGGUUAUUCAAGACCUAAUGAGAGCGAUUCGUGGAGAGGUGGUGGUAGGGGCGGCGGCACUACCGUCUAUCGAGGCAGAGGAGGAUCAUAUCGAGGAGGUGAUUCGUAUCGAGGGGGAGAUUCUCACCGGAAUGAUUCAUGGCGCGGACGACAUUGA
This is a messenger RNA of Lachnellula hyalina, 2958 nucleotides long. RefSeq names its product 5'-3' exoribonuclease (gene rat1). Gene Ontology annotation, cellular component: nucleus. Bases 1 to 2958 code for a protein of 985 amino acids. The transcript is spliced from 4 exons. Gene Ontology annotation, biological process: nuclear-transcribed mRNA catabolic process. Lineage: Eukaryota; Fungi; Ascomycota; Leotiomycetes; Helotiales; Lachnaceae. The record is from RefSeq and is a predicted model, not a curated record. Gene Ontology annotation, molecular function: RNA binding; 5'-3' RNA exonuclease activity; zinc ion binding.